AUGAAGAAGGAAUCGAGAAUACUCUUGCUGGGUUUGGAUGCAGCUGGCAAAACUACCAUUCUCUACAAACUAAAACUCGGUGAAACUACAGUGACAAUUCCAACCAUCGGUUUCAAUGUAGAAACUAUUGAAUAUAAGAACAUUAUCUUCACCAUGUGGGAUGUUGGAGGUCAAAAGGUUAUUCGAAACCUUUGGUAUCACUACUACCAUGGAACUCAAGGU
Molecule: messenger RNA, 222 nt
Organism: Rodentolepis nana
Lineage: Eukaryota; Metazoa; Platyhelminthes; Cestoda; Cyclophyllidea; Hymenolepididae
Source: the annotation of a GenBank genome assembly